UUCUCGGUUCGCCAGAAGCUAAUAUCCAUGCUGGCCGGAGGAGACUCAGUCGUCGACUGGGUUGUCCGCCUUGGGCUCUGCUGAUUUGCUAUCCGUCGACGAGGAUCGAGGACUAUAUAAGUGUGGCCAUAUCCCCCGAUGAAGUCGAUUCGGGUUCACAUCAGCACAACAACCCAGGAAGACAGCUUUUCCGGCUUCCCAGUACCCGUACACCCUUCAAAACACCCAUCUAACCAGAUACUCGGUGUAUCAGAGGUCAAAAUGCGGUCCUUCAUCGCUCUCCUGAUGCCCCUUCUUGCCGCGGCUAACCCCAUUGGCAUCAUCGGCAACGGUGACACCCCCAAUGUGAACGAAAUUACCAUCGUCAGCGCUUCCGCUAGUGGUAACGGGUGUCCUCAGGGGACCGUGACUACCGACCUCUCCCCUGACCGAAAGGUCAUCACCUUCGGAUUCGACGCCUUCCAGGUGUACACCGGACCUGGCACCAAGGUGUCUGAUAAGUCUAAGAACUGCCAGCUUCAUCUGAACCUCAAGUACCCAGGCGGCUUCCAGUUCGCCAUCGUCGAGUCCACGUACCACGGUUAUGCCCAACUCGACCCUGGUGUCACCGGAACUUUCUAUUCGACCUACUACUUCUCGCAGGACGCUGGUGCUACCACUACCACACGCACCUCCAUCGAGGGAGGCGGUAUCUGGGCUGGCGGCCAGGUGUACACCAAGCAGGACCAGGUCCCGACUGCUUCCGUCAUCUGGUCGCCCUGCGGCGCCACUGGAAUCCUCAACGUGAACAACCGUAUCGCGUUGACGUCGAGCAACGCGACCGCCUCGGGCCAGAUCUCGGACGACGAUGCCACCGUUGCCUUCACCCAGCAGGUCCACGUCAGCUGGCAGGCAUGCAAAUAGAUGGAAAAGAGCGGUUUCCGAGCACCCGAAUGAGGAAGAGGUUUCCUAGCUAGGACGCCGGCGAUUGGAAAGAGGAUAUCGUACGGGGGAGGGAGGAGCAGGGCGAGAAGGUGACAGGUUACGAGGGGACUAGGAGGACAGCCCGCACAUAUCGUAGGAUAGCCCGAUGAUCCAAUAUAUUCUUUUGAAACUCGAACCGGGAACGGGGUGCGAACAAUCAAUCCAUGGGCUCUCUUUUCUAGAACAACAGGUUGCCGCUCGAACAUACGGAGACCCAGAGGACGGCGAGCAACGCACGCGCGCCUCAGUUGGAGUGUAGCCAAAUACGAGCGAGAGCUUCGCGCUGGACCACGGAUACCAGGGACUG
Messenger RNA from Durotheca rogersii, 1270 nucleotides. RefSeq lists its product as uncharacterized. The transcript is spliced from 3 exons. The record is from RefSeq and is a predicted model, not a curated record. The coding region runs from base 139 to 903 and encodes 254 amino acids. NCBI's taxonomy places the organism in Eukaryota, Fungi, Ascomycota, Sordariomycetes, Xylariales, Xylariaceae.